CCACUAGCUAGUCAUUGUUUAAUGUGCCUCUCCUCAAUCAUUCUCAAUAAUUGGAAAAUCUACAGGGAAUGAAAUUUACAUAUCUAAAUCUUUAGAGAUCCACCAGAGAAAACUCAUGGAGAUGACCGAAGCUUCCAAACAUACAACAACACAUGAAGAAUCAGAACAUGUUCAGAAUCCUGAACCAGACCAAGUCUUGAGCCAAAGACAACUGUUGCAGCUAAAUCAAAAGAAAUGGUGGAUCUCUGUUCUAAUAUGUCUUUUCUUAGUCCUGCUUGGAGAUUCUCUUGUCAUACUUCUCUUGAACUUCUUCUAUGUUCAAGACCGUCGAGAAGAUAAUAACCAAGAUCUACAAUACAAAGGAACAUGGAUGCAAGCUCUGAUCCAAAACGCUGCUUUUCCAAUCCUCAUCCCUCUCUUCUUCAUUUUCCCUUCACCAAAACCAAACCCUGAAACCAUCAAUACUCGCUUCCUCUCCAUUCGUCUCAUCUUGCUUUACUUCUCCCUUGGUGUUCUUGUUGCUGCUCACAGCAAAUUGUAUGCACUUGGGAAGUUAUACUCAAGCUAUGGCUUCUUCAUGCUGAUUUCAGGGUCCCAGUUGAUCUUUACCUUGAUUUUCACAGCUAUCAUUAACCGUUUCAAGUUUACUAGAUGGAUCAUCAUAUCGAUAGUUCUCAUUCUUGUGAGCUAUGCUUUUGGUGGUCCUGUAUUUUCAGGAGAGCCUGAUGAAAAUGAACAUUUCUACGGCAUCCAAGCUUGGUUAACUUUCGCUGCUUCAGUUGCUUUCGCAUUAUCUCUCUGUUUAGUCCAACUUAGUUUCGAGAAACUGUUGGUGAAGACAAAGAGAUAUGGUAACAAGAAAGUGUUUAGAAUGGUCUUAGAGAUGCAAAUAUGUGUCUCUUCUGUCGCCUCGGUUGUUUGUCUAGUUGGUUUGUUUGCGAGUGGUGAGUAUAAGGAGCUGAAAGGCGAUAGCGAGAGGUUUAAGAAAGGAGAAACGUAUUACGUUCUGAGUUUGGUCGGGUUGGCUUUGUCGUGGCAGGUUUGGGCGGUCGGGCUGAUAGGUUUGGUGCUUUAUGUUUCGAGUGUUUUUAGUAAUAUUGUUCAUAUGUGUGCUUCACCACUUAUGGCUUUUAUUGUUGUGUUGGCAUUUGAUUUUAUCGAUGAUGAUUUUAGUUGGCCUAGAAUUGGUGCUUUGAUAGGAUCAGUAUUGGCUUUAGGAUCUUACUUCUACACUCUGCACAAAAGAAACAAGAAGAAGAUGGUGGAAUUUAACCAAAGUGAGAACAAUGUAGAAGUUUAGUCUCUCAUGUCAACUGUAUAUUUGUGUUUCUCAAUCUGUUCUUGUUUCUUUUUCUGAUUCUUGUAAGUCAAUGUCCAAAAUAUGUUGUAUAGAUAUGGAUCAACUGUGUAAUUUAUUUGUUGAUUGUUUUAGUUUGAUUUUUUUUUCUCUGUUUUGCAUUUAUUUGUAAUUUUAAAUGUUUUAAGUCUGAAACUAUAAAAUUUAUAACCUCCAAAAUAUUAAUUUUAUUUUGAUCAAA
This is a messenger RNA of Arabidopsis thaliana (thale cress), 1538 nucleotides long. Its product is annotated as Nucleotide-sugar transporter family protein. Lineage: Eukaryota; Viridiplantae; Streptophyta; Magnoliopsida; Brassicales; Brassicaceae. Gene Ontology annotation, molecular function: purine nucleoside transmembrane transporter activity; purine nucleobase transmembrane transporter activity. Gene Ontology annotation, biological process: purine nucleobase transmembrane transport; transmembrane transport; purine nucleoside transmembrane transport. Gene Ontology annotation, cellular component: membrane. The coding region runs from base 116 to 1300 and encodes 394 amino acids. The record is from RefSeq and is marked reviewed. The transcript has 2 exons.